AUACAGCCGAACGCCAAUUAACAUCGAAGCUUUCAAAAUGGAAGAAAUUUUUUCUGAAAUUGGCUCUAAAUCUCCGUAUGAUAUUUUAUCGUUGUAUUUUGAUAAAUUAAUAAUUGCAGAGAUAACGCAUUUCACAAACGAAUAUGCGAAUCAACACAAUGCUGCCAUUUACGUCACGCCAGUGGAAAUACGUAGGUUCAUUGGUAUUUCGUACAUUUCGGGGUAUUACACCUUGCCUCAUAUUGACCACUAUUGGUGUGUUCGGCCCGACAUGGGAAUUCCAAUUGUAAAACGAGCGUUGAGUCGUAAUCGGUUUAAAAUAAUAAAACGGUUCUUACAUCUUAACGGUUUCUGAUAACACCGUUUAAAUACAGUAUAUCGUUUUGCCAACGUUCGCCCGCUUAUUGAUGCUCUCAAUAAAAAAUGAAUGCAGUUCGGAGUUUUUAGCCAUAUUCUUUCCGUAGACGAACAGAUGAAUCCAUAUUUUG
Molecule: messenger RNA, 488 nt
Organism: Bactrocera latifrons
Lineage: Eukaryota; Metazoa; Arthropoda; Insecta; Diptera; Tephritidae
Product: piggyBac transposable element-derived protein 3-like
Exons: 2
Coding region: 38-355 (105 amino acids)
Molecular function (GO): sequence-specific DNA binding
Source: RefSeq, a predicted model, not a curated record